This is a messenger RNA of Glycine soja, 1375 nucleotides long. RefSeq lists its product as uncharacterized. NCBI's taxonomy places the organism in Eukaryota, Viridiplantae, Streptophyta, Magnoliopsida, Fabales, Fabaceae. The transcript has 3 exons. The record is from RefSeq and is a predicted model, not a curated record. Bases 266 to 1039 code for a protein of 257 amino acids.
UUCUUUUCUUUGUUCGUUCUUUCCUAACUUAUAAAUUAUAAAAAAAGAGAGAGAGAGAGAGAGAGAGCUUGCGUUUUUUCCCGGCGAGUAUGCAACGAGGCGAAAGUCGCGAAACCAAACCGAAAGCUUUCGUCUUUCUCCUUUCUUCAAUUUGUCAGCUUCGCAAGUUGUCGCCUCGGCUCUGCUGAUUCUGAAUAACAAUAAUAAUACACUCGUCGCUGUUUUCUUUUCUUUCUUUUUUUUUGUUUUUGUUUUUGGGGGUUAAAUGGUGUUUACGUGUUCGGAGAAAGAAGUGAGCAUGGCUAUGGGACCCGAGAGAUCGAAGCCUCUUCACAAUUUCAUGUUGCCUUGUUUGAAGUGGGGGAGUCAGCGCCACCUCCGCUGCACCAAACACCCCUCCGACUCCUCCACUGAAGAUCGCCGAUCUCCAGCGCCGCGCGAAUUCGACUCGCCGCCGCUCACUAAUGCCGACACCCGAACGCGCCUCACGCGGCCGCGAUUCCUCUUCGGCGACGAGGGGAUCGACGCCGUCAGGGAAAAGCUCAUGCUUGAUCUCAAGACCGAGGCCGAUAAGAUGAAGGACGCGAUUCUCGGCAAGGAGGUCUCGGAAUACAACAAUGAUGAUGUCGAGAUGAACGACGCGCCGCCGCAACCGGAGGAAGAGGCGCCGCCGCCGGUUAGUGGAGUGAGGACGUGGAAUCUGCGGACUCGGCGGGCUCCGGCGGCCGGAGGCAAAGGAGUGAGGAUUGACGAGAGGAGGGGCGGUGGAGGGUCGCCGUUGAGGAUGAAGUCGCCGAAAUUGAGAGGGUCGCCGGAGAAGGAGGAACGGCGGGCGGUGAAGUUUUCUCUGAUGCUGGCGAAGAAGGAGAUUGAGGAGGAUUUUAUGAGGAUGGUGGGCCACCGGCCUCCCCGCAGGCCCAAGAAGAGGCCCAGAAAUGUGCAGAAGCAAUUGGAUACCCUUUUCCCUGGCCAGUGGUUGUCGGAGGUUUGUGCCGAUUCCUACAAGGUUCCCGAUGAUGCUGAGACUCGCAAGAGGUAGCGUUGAGAUUGGGGAGAGGCAUUCUGUUGUUGGCUGCUUAGGAUACAUCCGAGAUAGAUGGAUGGAUGGAUGGAUGGUUUUGGUGGCUUUUGAAAUUUCAGAAAUAUAGUUUCAUUCUUUUGUUUAUAGAAUAAAUCUCUGAACAGUGAUGAUUGUUCCAGAUCACAUAUGCUUUAGGUUACUACUUUGCUUUUGAUGCUACUAUUAUGUAUGUAGCUGCAAGGAUGAAGUUAUACUGUGGGAACUUUAAACUCUUUAAUCUUAAAUUCUAGAUUAUGAAGCUUAUUCUGAGAUGGUAGUUUAAUGAAAUCUCUUGUGGUUAGUUUUGUUUACUCU